CUGUGGAGUUAUGUUGGUGUUGCUGUGUACAGCGCAGCCGAGUGAACUGGGAAUUUAAACACUAACGUAGCGACCGUUUCAAUCGGCACACGUUGUCAUAUUUAUUUUAUUUAUUAAGUAACCUACAAACAUUAGUGAAAUAUACGUCUUUAACAUUUCAACACAACGGAAACAUGGAUUUAACUAAUGGCAUAUCAAGAUCACCGCGGCGAAGUUAUUGAAAGUUUAUGAACUUUACAAGGUGUUCGCUCGUGUGUCAUCGUUUGUUGAGUGGUCUUAGUGGCAGAAUGCAACUGCUGUUUUCAACAAAGAACUUGGUUUGAAGUUAUUAUAUCCUCGUAUCUAUGUGAACGGAAUUUACAGUGUUGUUCGCAGUGACUUGAAAGUUUUUAAUACGCAACUUGUACAUGUGUGUGUGUUAGUGUUAUUCGAGAAGAACAGCGCAUUUCCGUAGAUUCUGUUACCAGGUGUUUCAGUAAGGAUUCAGUAAACAUAUGAUGUAUUGUAAUGGCUUCUCUCCAUUAGUCAAACGUACAGUCGUUUUUAUUUGUGUAUAAGAUUCUGAAGAGGAUUUUGAUCCAUAAGAGGAAGAAAAAUGGAAUUCGGACAGCAGUUCAGCAUAUUGUGCAUUGUCCUCACUUUAAAUUUCGGUGGCUCUGUGAUGACAGAAGAGGCGAAAGACACCCGAGAAGGGGAGAACGUGUCCUUAGAGUGCCGGUUCGCACCCCAGCUAGUUAGCGGUGGACAGGACAACACGACAUUCUACUGGUCUCGAACCAACAAACACAACAAAGACAGCGUCGCCAUCCACCACACGCCACUUGACCCCAACUACAGAGUGGACUUCAGGCCAGACCAGGGCCGCUACGACCUCCGGAUCACGAACGCCAGCUACGAUAGGGACAACGGCAAGUUCGAGUGUCGCGUUAAAGCUUCUGGGAGCGGUCGAAACAUUCACUUCCAGGCCUUUGCCCUCACAGUUCUCACACCGCCAGGUCCUCCGCAGAUUUCUCCAGGAAUCAAUCCCACGUCCACCGAAGGAAAAACCAUGGAGCUCACGUGUUCUAGCACCGGCGGCAGCCCGGAUCCUGUUAUAAAGUGGUACAAGGAAGGGAACACAUAUCCUCUGGAGGCAGAGACGCGGUCUGGUAAUUCGAGAGACUCCGUCACAACGGCAGUACUGACGCUGACGCCUUCCCGCGGUGACGAUGGGGCCGCAUACCGCUGCGUCGUGUGGAACCGGGCCAUGCCCGAAGGAAGCAAACUGGAGGCCAGGGUGACGCUCAACGUGAACUAUUUCCCACGUGUGGAGGUGGGUCCCGAGAACCCACUGCGUGUCGAACGCGAUGCAACAGCCAACCUGCAGUGCACUGUGGACGCCAAACCCAAAGUGAACAAAGUGCGUUGGAUGCGUAAUGGUCGAUUUAUCGCGACCGCCUUCACACACACCAUUCACCGAGUGACACUUGACGAUGCUGGCAAGUACACCUGCACAGCUGACAAUGGACUCGGACAAGCAGGAGAGGCAGAAAUUCUCCUCGAUGUGCUGUAUCCCCCAAUUGUGACAAUUGAAGCUGGUGCUGGUGUUGUGAAUCACAAGGAAGCAGAAGAUGGGGAGACCUUGGUUGUCCGUUGCAAUGUGUCAGCAAACCCAUCCCCCAUCACUGUUGAGUGGCUGCGAGAAGGACAUCCAGGAUUCCGUCAGACAGGAAGUGUUCUCAGAAUUGAGCGAGUGUCCUCAGAAACAGCCGGAUCUUACACGUGUCGUGCAAUCAACAUCCUGAAUCCAUCAUCCCAACCAAGGAGACGAAUGGAGAAAAUAGGCAAUGCUUCAAUUACCAUCCUUGUCCGACAUAAACCUGGGCGUGCCCACAUCUCUCCCAAUAAGCCAGUGGCUGCAGAAGGAACAGGUAUAACGCUGACAUGUUCUGCCAACCCUCCUGGAUGGCCAGCACCCCAGUAUCGCUGGUGGAGGGAUGGUGAUCAGUUGUCAGGGUCCAGUAAUUCAGCCCCAGCCACAGUACUGGCAACAGGACAGAAGUACACCAUUCCUUCAGCACAUCUUGGUAGUGAAGGAAAAUACCAGUGCCAAGCUACCAAUGAGAUGGGGCAUGGUGAUCCAGCAUCUGUCAGCCUGAUAGUUCAUCAGCCACCCAGGUUCCUGGCAAAGCUGCAGCCUCAUGUCACACGCAGGGUAGGGGACUCUGAGUUCAGUGCUACUUGUGGAGCUCAAGGCAAACCAAAGCCAUCCAUAAGGUGGCUGAAGGAUGGGCAUGAGAUUAUCAACGACCCCAAAUUGUAUGAUAUUUCUACAGAUGAGUCUGAAGGACGCAAUUCAGUUUUCACUGUUCAGAGCACAUUGCGAUUCUUGGGGAAUUCUCGGCCUCAAGGCAAUCAGCUUCUGCCUGCUGACCGUGGACUGUACUCCUGUGCCUUUGAGAAUGAAGUCAAAAAAGCAGAAUCCAGCAUGCAUCUUCGUAUUGAACGUGAGUCUUUUAUGUUGAUUAUUUUCUUACUGAUAAGAUUGAUAUGCUCAAGGGUUUUAAGUUCUGGUAUUAUAAUUUUGAUGUUAGUGUUUGUGUAAUUUAAGAACAGAAUGUAAAGUUAGAAAAUUAUUCUAGAGCUUUGUUAUAGUAAUCCAC
This is a messenger RNA of Cryptotermes secundus, 2642 nucleotides long. RefSeq names its product hemicentin-1-like. Gene Ontology annotation, molecular function: cell adhesion molecule binding. Bases 596 to 2584 code for a protein of 662 amino acids. Gene Ontology annotation, biological process: cell-cell adhesion. Gene Ontology annotation, cellular component: cell-cell junction. NCBI's taxonomy places the organism in Eukaryota, Metazoa, Arthropoda, Insecta, Blattodea, Kalotermitidae. The record is from RefSeq and is a predicted model, not a curated record. The transcript is spliced from 5 exons.